This is a messenger RNA of Acinonyx jubatus (cheetah), 921 nucleotides long. RefSeq names its product polycomb group ring finger 1 (gene PCGF1). Gene Ontology annotation, cellular component: PRC1 complex. The coding region runs from base 42 to 821 and encodes 259 amino acids. The transcript has 9 exons. NCBI's taxonomy places the organism in Eukaryota, Metazoa, Chordata, Mammalia, Carnivora, Felidae. Gene Ontology annotation, molecular function: promoter-specific chromatin binding. Gene Ontology annotation, biological process: negative regulation of transcription by RNA polymerase II. The record is from RefSeq and is a predicted model, not a curated record.
CAGGCGGCACCGGAAGUGGCAGGCCGGGAUCAGCCUUUAAGAUGGCGUCUCCUCAGGGGGGCCAGAUUGCGAUCGCGAUGAGGCUUCGGAACCAGCUCCAGUCAGUGUACAAGAUGGACCCGCUACGGAACGAGGAGGAGGUCCGAGUAAAGAUCAAAGACCUGAAUGAACACAUCGUCUGCUGUCUGUGCGCCGGCUACUUCGUGGAUGCCACCACCAUCACAGAGUGUCUUCAUACUUUCUGCAAGAGUUGUAUUGUGAAGUAUCUCCAAACCAGUAAGUACUGCCCCAUGUGCAACAUCAAGAUCCACGAGACACAGCCACUGCUCAACCUCAAACUGGACCGGGUCAUGCAGGACAUCGUGUACAAGCUAGUGCCUGGCUUACAAGACAGUGAAGAGAAACGGAUUCGAGAAUUCUACCAGUCCCGAGGCUUGGACCGGGUCACCCAGCCCAGUGGGGAAGAGCCAGCCCUGAGCAACCUCGGCCUCCCUUUCAGCAGCUUCGACCACUCUAAAGCCCACUACUAUCGAUAUGAUGAGCAGCUGAGUCUAUGCCUGGAGCGCCUGAGUUCUGGGAAGGACAAGAAUAAAAGCAUCCUGCAGAACAAAUAUGUUCGAUGUUCUGUUAGAGCUGAAGUUCGUCAUCUCCGAAGGGUCCUAUGUCACCGCUUAAUGCUAAAUCCCCAGCAUGUACAGCUCCUUUUUGACAAUGAAGUUCUCCCAGAUCACAUGACCAUGAAGCAGAUAUGGCUCUCCCGCUGGUUCGGCAAGCCAUCCCCUUUGCUUUUACAAUACAGUGUGAAAGAGAAGAGGAGGUAGGGGCCAAGCCCCCACCACAUCCCUGUCCCUUUCCCUCCCCAGAUAUUUAUGUGAAAUUAACUGCGGCUUUAUUUUUUGAAAUAAAAACUUUAAAAAAGCA